GACAAAAAUGAAGUCAACUUUGAAGAGGAUCCAUGGAAAUAGCUUGGGUACAUAUAUGUAUAUCGCAACAUGGCUUAUAAUCUUCGUUGGAGGUUUUCUCUCAACCGUAAACGCAGAUUUCGAUUACCAAAGCGCCCUUAAAAAAUCGAUUAUUUUCUUGGAUGCACAAAGAUCUGGAAAGCUCCCAGCCAAUCACAGGCCUUCUUGGAGAGGAGAUUCUGCUCUCCAAGAUGGCAGUCUUGCAAAUGUUGACUUGGUUGGAGGGUACUACGAUGCCGGUGAUAAUGUGAAAUAUGGCCUUCCAAUGGCUUUCACAGUAACAACUUCCGCAUGGGCUGCAAUUUCUUAUCAAUCGGAGCUUCAAUCUUCCGGUGAAUUAAAAAAUCUCCGUUCUGCUAUUCGAUGGGGAACUGAUUAUCUUCUUAAAGCUAGUUCUAGGCGUAAUCGUUUGUAUGUGCAGGUGGGAGAUCCGGUAAAAGAUCACGAAUGCUGGAUAAGACCGGAAAACAUGAAAACGCCUCGUACAGUAUUGAAGAUUGACCAAAAUACCCCUGGUACAGAGAUUGCAGCGGAAACUGCUGCUGCUUUGGCUGCUGCUUCUAUUGUCUUCAGACGCGUCGAUCAUGCUUAUUCUCGUAGUCUCGUUAACAGGGCUAGAUCGGUUUUCGACUUUGCGAAAUCAUAUAAGGGAACCUAUGAUGGAGAGUGUCCAUUCUAUUGCUCUUACUCAGGCUUCAAUGAUGAAUUGUUGUGGGCAGCAACAUGGCUAUACACAGCAACAAAAAAAUCAGUAUACAUGAAAUACAUACAAGAGGAAGCCACUAGUUCAACUGUUUCCGAAUUUAGUUGGGACCUUAAAUACGCCGGAGCACAAAUUCUCCUCACGCAAUUUUACUUUGAGGGCCACAAGGAAUUGCAUUCUUUCAAGGAACAAGCCGAUAGCUUCGUAUGUUCGGUACUUCCCGAUAGCCCCUAUCACAAGGUUUACAUUUCUCCAGGAGGACUAGUUCACCUAAGAGAUGGAGCCAAUUCACAAUAUGUCACAGGCACUGCUUUUCUAUUUAGUGCCUAUAGCGAUAUUCUAGCCAAACAUAAACAACAAGCCGUUUGCGGAAACAAUAAGUUCGAUUCCACCCGUUUAAUGGCAUUUGCCAAGCAACAGAUGGAUUAUUUACUAGGAAAGAACCCUAAAGGAAGAUCCUACAUGGUUGGAUUCGGUAAAGAUCCACCAAAACAAGCACACCACAGAGGUGCCUCUGUGCCUACGAUGUCUCCAACGAAGGUCGUUAGUUGUCCAAUGAGCUUCGUUUAUUGGUACAAUACUAACGGUUCGAACCCUAACGAGCUAACGGGGGCAAUUGUCGGUGGGCCCGACAAGAAGGAUGAUUUUGUCGAUCAACGCUCUAAUUCCGCUAUGACCGAACCAACUACGUACACUAAUUCGUUGGCGAUUGGUGUGCUGGCAAAGCUUGCUAGGCACCAUUCUCAAUCAUGAAACUAAAGGCUAUUGUAUAGGUACAUACAUGCCAAAACUUUGUAAGUAUAUAGAUUUUUUUAUUUCAAUUUUUUUUUUUUUUUUUUUUUUUUUUUUUGU
Messenger RNA from Erythranthe guttata (spotted monkey flower), 1594 nucleotides. RefSeq names its product glycosyl hydrolase 9A4 (gene GH9A4). NCBI's taxonomy places the organism in Eukaryota, Viridiplantae, Streptophyta, Magnoliopsida, Lamiales, Phrymaceae. Gene Ontology annotation, biological process: carbohydrate metabolic process. Gene Ontology annotation, molecular function: hydrolase activity, hydrolyzing O-glycosyl compounds. The record is from RefSeq and is a predicted model, not a curated record.